Molecule: messenger RNA, 885 nt
Organism: Beta vulgaris subsp. vulgaris (sugar beet)
Lineage: Eukaryota; Viridiplantae; Streptophyta; Magnoliopsida; Caryophyllales; Amaranthaceae
Exons: 5
Coding region: 1-885 (294 amino acids)
Source: RefSeq, a predicted model, not a curated record
AUGAAGAAUGAAGUUAUUGAAAUGGGGCCUGUGCUCACUAGUGAGCAUGAUCAAUUGCUUGACAAACCAUAUACUGCAGAUGAAAUGAAAAAGCCUUAUUCUCAGUUCCAGGAGACAAGGUUCCUAGACCUGAUGGCUUUGGCUCACAAUUCUUCAGAGAUACUUGGCAGAUUACAGGAGAUGAGUAACACAAGCUAUUCUCAAUGUGGUGCUUUUGUGAAGGAGAGAUUUAUUGUUCAUAAUAUAAUGGUGUGUCAGGAUUUAGUGAGACAGUAUGGUAGGAAAAAAGUGAAAGAGAGUUAUAUAAUGAAAUUACACAUGAAAAAAGCAUAUAAUACAAUUGACUGGGACUUUUUAGAAGAGAUAAUGUAUGCUUUAAAAUUCUCUAAAAGAUCUAAGAGAGGAUUCAGACAAGGGGAUCCCAUCUCCUUAUUUCUCUUUGUAAUCUGCAUGGAAUAUCUUUCCAGAUUGAUGAGAAAGCUUGAAUCCCAUGCUCAUUUCAAGUAUCAUCCAAGUAUGCUCCAAACUUUUAAGCUUUUUUCUUCCUCUUCUGGGUUGCAAAUUGGUGAGAGCAAAUCAGAGCUCCGGAAGAUUCUAGUUGCAGAAUGUAAUGGGAGCAUUGAGAAGAUGCGAGCAAGAUUCGAUGCCUGGAGCAAUAGAGAUCUUUCUUAUGAUGCUAGACUCCAGCUCAUAAACUUAGUUUCAUUGAGCAUACACAUAUAUUGGGCACAAAUAUUUAUACUACACAAGUACAUUCUCAAGGAAAUUGAGAAGAUUUAUAAAUCUUUUCUUUGGUGUGGGGAGCAAGGGAGCAGAAAGCCUGGAAAUGUUGCUUCGCAGAAGGUUUGCACUCCAAGACAACAAGGCGGGCUAGGUGUGAGAUAG